AUGGAUCCAGAAACAUUUUAUACCAAGCAGAACUGCAUUGGAGGAGGGAGUUUUGGCAAGGUCGUUGAUAAAAGGACUGGCCAGUCAGUCGCAAUCAAAAUCAUCGACGUCGAGAAUGCCGAGGACGAAGUCGAGGAUAUCAUUCAAGAAAUCUCAAUUCUCUCCGAGCUACACUCCCCUUAUGUUACGAAGUAUCACGGGUCAUUCCUAAAAGGCUCUGACUUAUGGAUCAUCAUGGAGUUCUGCUCUGGGGGCAGCUGCUCAGACCUGAUGCGUCCUGGGUUGAUACCAGAGGACUACAUCUGCAUCAUCAUACGGGAAUUGCUGAUGGGACUGGAGUAUCUGCAUGGAGACAAAAAACUUCAUCGAGAUAUCAAAGCGGCAAACGUACUAUUGGCUGCGAAUGGGCAAGUCAAGCUCGCAGAUUUCGGUGUGUCAGGUCAGCUCUCGGCAACCAUGACAAAGAAGAACACAUUUGUCGGGACACCAUUUUGGAUGGCACCAGAGGUUAUUAAGCAAUCAGGAUAUGACCACAAAGCCGACAUAUGGUCCCUUGGCAUCACUGCUAUCGAGCUGGCUAAAGGCGAGCCACCCUAUUCAGAUAUACAUCCAAUGAAGGUGCUAUUCCUGAUACCGAAGAACCCACCACCGGUCCUCGAUGGGAAUUUUAGCAGGCCUUUCAAGGACUUCGUCGAGCUGUGCUUGAGACGAGAUCCUCGUGAGCGGCCUUCAGCAAAAGAGCUCCUGAAGCAUCCAUUCAUCCGCAAGGCGAAGAAAACGACAUAUCUCACAGAGCUGAUCGAAAGGCAUGAGAGAUGGCACGCUACACAUGCAAACCGGUCGUCAGAAGAUGAAGACGAAUAUGAGAGGGAGCCGCCGCCACGACCCAGUCAAGAGGAGGAAGAUCUAUGGGACUUUGGUACAGUCCGGCCAGCUGGAGGCAGAUCCGGCGGCUUGAGACCAAUGAGCGAUGCAGCCACAAAUGCCCGGGCCUCAGUUGAUUCCAGUCGCGCAUCGGAGGAGAGCGUCAAACACAGAUUCGACGGUAUGGACACUGUAAAGGCACCAUCUUCGCCUACCAAAUCCUCGGCUAAGGGCUCGCUUCCUACAUCAGCACUACCAAAGUCACCCACCAAAGUACCCUUGCCCCCAUCGCCCAUCAAACAAGACCAUCCCCCUGCACCUAUACCGAAAACUCCUGCGGCCAAUCUCGCAAAGCCUCAGCCGAAGAAACACAGUGAGAGUCCAGGGUCGAAUGAGUACAACAAAGCCUUCCAAGCACAAUUGGCUCAAGACAUGGGUUUUCUGAAACUCGGUGGCUCACCUUUGGGGACGUCUUCCACUGGUCCGCAACCAGUUGCUAAAGACGAACCGGGGAAGAAGGUACAGGCAAUGCAGAUCCCUGAUAUCCCUCCAUUUAAAGGUAACCCUGCGCGCGGUCCGCCGUUACAGAGCAUCCCUCCACAAUCCACCCAAGCCAGACCAAGUGGUGGACAGCCAUUACCCUCAAUCCCCACAAGCGUCUCAUCUCCUACUAUACAGAAGCCGCUUCCACCUCCAGGUCAACAACCACUUCCUCCGCUCAAUGUGCCACAAAGUCAACCACGAAAACCUUCAGACUCCGAGAAUUCCAACUAUGUUCAAGGCCAAGCACCUGGUCACGAGCUGACAGCACUCAGCUCUGUGAUGAUCCCCGCCCUCGAGGCGGCCUUACAUCGGAGGAGCCACAUGCUCAAAGAAUUAUCAAAGAGCAAGCCAGCAACACAAGCUGCUGCUGAAGUGCAACAAAGAUGCCAUCAAGGUCACGAUAGAAUUCGGAAACUGGUCAUGAAAGCAGCUGGCGUUUUCAGCGAGAUACAAAAGUGGGACCAAGAGACGCCAGUUGGUAUGGGUGGAGAAGUGAACGAUUUCCUAGAAGGGUUUCUUGAAGAAAUCUUGGUAAGAGUUGAGGCGGCGGAUGAUGAGCCGGGGUUUGUGCCCAAUGGUAGCUCGGAUCGACGAUGA
This is a messenger RNA of Endocarpon pusillum Z07020, 2004 nucleotides long. RefSeq lists its product as uncharacterized. The transcript is spliced from 4 exons. NCBI's taxonomy places the organism in Eukaryota, Fungi, Ascomycota, Eurotiomycetes, Verrucariales, Verrucariaceae. The record is from RefSeq and is a predicted model, not a curated record. The coding region runs from base 1 to 2004 and encodes 667 amino acids. Gene Ontology annotation, molecular function: ATP binding; protein kinase activity. Gene Ontology annotation, biological process: protein phosphorylation.